AUGUACUUAAUUUUGACCAUAUCACCUGACUUUUUCAAUAUUAUUAAUUACAACACGAAACAGCUCUUUAAUCGAUUCUUCUAUAAAUACAGAAUUAUUAAUUGCAUGUUUCACUUAAGCAUAACUCAACAAAAGUCACAAAUAAUUUUCAAGAAAAACAAGAAUUAUUACUAGCUUUCAAGCUAUACCAUAUAUAAUUCUUCCUCUAAUGGCUUCAAAUAAUCACAAUUUUCUUAUCAUGUUGGCAUUAUUUGCCAUAACUUGUUCCAUUUCCUUGGCUUCUGAUCCUAAUCUCCUUCAAGAUUUUUGUGUCAGAGAUUCCAACAGCCCAGUUCUAGUGAAUGGGUUUGCAUGUAAGGAUCCAAAGCUGGUUGAUGCCAAUGAUUUCUUCUUCAGUGGGCUUAACAAGCCAGGAAAUACAUCAAACGUAAUUGGUUCGAAAGUGACUCUAGUAAACGUUGAAAAGAUUCCUGGGCUGAAUACAUUGGGCGUCUCAGUGGCACGUGUGGACUAUGAACCUUUGGGUCUCAACCCACCUCACACACAUCCUCGAGCCACUGAGCUGUUUACAGUUAUAAAAGGCACAUUCCAAGUUGGUUUUGUUACAUCAAACCCAGAAAAUCGUCUCAUUACAAAGAUACUUCAAGAGGGAGAUGUGUUUGCUUUCCCAAAGGGUUUGGUUCACUUCCAGAGAAAUAUUGGGCAUGGUAAGGGACUGGCUAUUUCUUCUUUGAGUAGCCAAAACCCUGGGAUUGUUACUAUUGCAAAUGCUGUGUUUGGAUCUAAUCCUGAUAUCCCUGCUGAUAUUCUAGCUAAGGCAUUUCAAAUGGAUAACAAUUUAGUUUUAAAUAUUCAGUCAAAGUUUUAGAUUACACAUUAUUAGUCUUUGGAUAUUUUUUUUAUGAUGAUUGGAAUUCUGUUUUUUGAUUUGGUGUAGUCAAACUGUGUUCUACAAUCAGUUAUUGUACUUUUUUAAAGUUUAUUUAUAAUAAUAUGAUUGCAUAAUAUAUAAUUAUAAUCAAGGGUGGAAUAAUUAUUU
Molecule: messenger RNA, 1039 nt
Organism: Cannabis sativa
Lineage: Eukaryota; Viridiplantae; Streptophyta; Magnoliopsida; Rosales; Cannabaceae
Product: putative germin-like protein 2-1
Exons: 2
Coding region: 209-868 (219 amino acids)
Cellular component (GO): cell wall
Molecular function (GO): manganese ion binding
Source: RefSeq, a predicted model, not a curated record